GACUAUGAGCAUGCCCUGACGGGAGGCCCAUGGAUGAUCGGCGAUCACUACAUUACAGCUGUUCCGUGGAGGAAGGGCUUCAACCCCAGAGCUCAUUCCAUUACCUCGACGUUGGUUUGGCUCCAGCUGCCGGAUUUGCCAAUCGAAUUGUACCACCCUGAGGCAGUCCUGCGUAUUGCUAGUCGAGCGGGGAGACCUAUACGCUUAGACCGGGCAACUGCGACAGGCGCAAGGGCGAAGUUUGCCCGAGCCGUUGCUAUCAAAAUUCAAAGUAGCGGGGAUCGAGUAUGAGAUUAAGUAUGAGGGACUGCAUAAUGUGUGCUUCCAGUGCGGACGGUAUGGUCAUAGCCUGGCCAGUCGCCCGAAUAAUCAUUCUGAUAGGUCCCAAAAAGAGCCGGGAACUAGCAACGACUCUACCCAUACACGACAUGAGGAACAAUAUGGUGACUGGAUGAUAGCUAAGCGUAGAGACCGAAGACCUUACCCCAAGAAAACUCAGGUGGACGGGUCACGGGAGACUUCUUCCUCCCAACGACCACCACAAGCCCAGGUCGUAGGCUUCCGCUUUGCUGCGCUAAUGGAGGAGGAGGAGGAGGAGGAAGGUACGGACAACCAACCAGUGAACCGCCACUCCAGCUCACAAGACACCCAAGCUACGCGUAAGCCAGACCCGCCUCCGCAACGCCAAGUGUGGAGGGAAAAGACUACCACCCAUGCUGCCCCGAAGGAGAUAUCCACGAACACGGUGAGCUGCCAUAGUCCUGAAAUACAGUUAGAUGCUGCCAUGCAAAACCAUGCACAUGACGUGACACGUACUGAGCCUAAAGAAUCAAGGGAUAGUGGGAAGGACAAGAACAACAUCGAGGAAAUGAGCAAUAGCCUGCAAUGUGUUACUAGGGAGGAAAUGUCCAGUCGAUCCAAUGUGCUCCCCUCCCCCAUGGAAGUCUCUGACCAACCCCAAUGGCCGGCGAAGCCACCAGAACCGCCCUCGGACAAUGGCCAAAAGCACAGCCUUUCGCCGCCGGUAGGGGUAAAACAGAGCAUGAACGCAGUGGAUGUCCUACCUCCAGUUGACCAAGCAAAAGCGAGUAGCCGAGUAGAGAGCACUAAUGGGGGUUCCCUAGCCGUAAUGUCCCAACCAGCCCUAUGAUAGAUACACGGCUCUUUGUGUGGAACUGUAGAGGGGCAGGAAGUGACCGCUUUGUGCGAGUUUUCAAGGAGUACUAGAAACAAUACCCACGGCUACGCCGCGGGAACAAUUAAUCGUAUUUGGCAUAUUUAGAAGUAGUAUACUCAUUACGAAAAUAGUUAGAAAUUAUAAAGCAAGU
This is a messenger RNA of Linum tenue, 1328 nucleotides long. The record is from the annotation of a GenBank genome assembly. NCBI's taxonomy places the organism in Eukaryota, Viridiplantae, Streptophyta, Magnoliopsida, Malpighiales, Linaceae.